This is a messenger RNA of Hirundo rustica (Barn swallow), 4091 nucleotides long. RefSeq names its product family with sequence similarity 13 member C (gene FAM13C). The transcript has 21 exons. Bases 340 to 2802 code for a protein of 820 amino acids. Gene Ontology annotation, biological process: signal transduction. The record is from RefSeq and is a predicted model, not a curated record. Lineage: Eukaryota; Metazoa; Chordata; Aves; Passeriformes; Hirundinidae.
CCUGAGGGGCUGCAGAGCCGGCUGUGCCCGCCCUUCCUCACAGAGGCCCUCAGGGACGGGCACCCCCAGCAGAGCCCGCAGACAGCCCAGCCCACGCUCUGGUAGGAUGGAAAAGCAGCUUCCUUCAUCAGACAGGGUGGAAAGUGCAAGCUGUUUGAGAUUUCUCAUGCUUUUGUGUCAGUUGUUGGGAAAUCAUUCUCUUCUGUACAAGUUAGGCACACAACAAAUAAAGUUUCACCAGAUCUACAGUUCAGCAGAGAAAGAAGCACAUUUGGUGUUCCUCUGGAAACCCUUGUACAGGAUGCAAAGCAAUGUGGGGUUCCUUCUCUUGUGACACAGAUGGUGGAGUACCUGGAGGUAUUUGGUCUGGAGCGUGUCGGUAUAUUUCGAAUUGGUGGCUCAGCAAAUAAAAUCAAGGAAUUGAGGCAAAAGUACAAUCAAGGGGAAGAAGUAGACCUUAUUAAUGAUGGAGAUGUUGAUUCUGUGGCCAGUCUCCUGAAGCUCUUUCUAAAAGAACUACCAGUGGCUGUUUUUCCAGACAAUAUUUGUUCUGGCUUGCUAAAAACUUUCCAAGAGCACAAAAUCAACACAACAGAAUGCAUAGAGAACCUGAGACAGUUGCUCAGCUGCCUGCCCAAAGCCCAUCAAAGCCUUCUUCAGUUCCUGUCUUCUUUCCUGUUAAAGGUAGCAACCUACAGUGCAGUGAAUUUCAUGACUCUGGAAAACCUGGCCAUCGUGUUUGGACCUGCUCUGUUCAAGAUUCCUGUCAGUCCCCUGGCUUGUGAAGAACAAAGGCUCUACAAUGGCCUCCUGCUGUAUUUGCUUCAGCACCAGGAGAUGCUUUUUGUUGACCUGAACCCUUGUUUCUCACAGGGACAAGCAGAUGGCCUUCAGGCAAGCAACACAGAAGAUGCAGGAGGGGACAGACUCACGUUGCUAAGCAUUCAGGAUAAGUCCUUCAACACGACAGCUUUAGCAGAGUGUGACGGGUAUUCAGACUCUGUGCAUGAAGAUCAAGCAGGCAGUUCCAGUCCCAGAGACGAUGAUAACAAAGAAAAUUACCCGGAUAACUCAGCUGUUUUAGAGGAAAGGCAGCUGCCUUUGCAAGACACUCAGCAGCUCAAGCAGCAGGUUGUAAUUGACUGCUCUCUAAAGCCUGAAAUGGGCAACUUAAAGCUGAGGAAACCUAAGCCCAUUGCCAAGAUAGAAAAUGGAAAAAGCCAUGAGGAAAGUCAGGAGCUGGAGUUUGCAUUGCCAGGCCUCUCAGAGUGGCAGGGGAAGGCUGGAUCCUCAGCUAAUAGCUAUGCACAGAACGUGGCUUUGAAAUGCCAGGAAGCAGUCGUGAGAUCCCAACCGAGAAUAGAUCAGAACACAAGCAUUUCACCAAAAGAAGCAACUGAUCAAUGUAACAGCUUAAAUGAGAAUUCUUUGUUGAAGCUGCAAGCCCUGGAAAGUGAUCUGUGCUCUGCAUUUCUGCCAGCCCAGGAGGAAACUCCCCAGCUGCCGGCACCCAAGGACACAGCCCCUUCUCCAGCCCAAAGCAGCGUGCAAGCUGAUGGGGCCGGUUGUGGAGAGCAAUAUCACUUCAUUUCUCCUAUUAUUGAUUUUAAUUUAAUGCAUCAGCAGAGAGAUAGCGAAGAGCCCGUGCCAGCCCACAGGGACUGGCAGAACGACAUGGAGAGCAGCCCACAGGAACAUCACUCCCUCAGGACCAGCCGCCUGCUGUAUCACAUCACAGACGGAGACAAUCCUCUCUUGUCACCACGCUGCUCUAUCUUUAGCCAAAGCCAGAGAUUUAAUCUAGACACAGAGUCUGCCCCUUCUCCGCCAAGUGCUCAACCUUUCAUGAUGCCAAGAAGCUCUUCUCGGUGUAGCUGUGAAGACUGCAAAGAGCCACAGACAGUCACACAACUUACCAAGCAUCUUCAGAGCCUCAAGAGAAAAAUUAGGAAGUAUGAAGAAAAGUUUGAGCAAGAAAAAAAAUACCUGCCUUCUCACGGUGACAAGACUUCCAAUCCUGAGGUUCUGAAGUGGAUGAAUGCUCUGGCCAAAGGUCGGAAGCAGCUCAAAGAGCUGAAACUCAGAAUGUCAGAAGAGCAAAACUGUACCUCCACAGCCCCCCAAAGAAAUGAGCACAGUGAAGGCAGUGGGACCCCUAAAGAGGCUGGCACACACGAGGCCACAAGCAUGGAACCAGCUCCCUCAGUGGAAGAAACCAUGGACAGUGUGUUGAGACGACUGAAGGAGAAAAGACAACACUUCAACCUUCCUGAGACCAUUAAGGUUAAGCAAGAAAAGAGUCUCAUGAAACCUCUUUACGACAGAUACAGAAUUAUCAAGAAACUUCUGGCUGCUCCGUCUUUGAUCACAACAAUUCAGGAGGAGGAAGACUCCGAUGAAGACCGUUCUCAAAGCAGCCAUGAGUUAUCGUCUGGUCCAAUGUCUUGCUUCCCUGUCGAAGAGCACCUGUGUUACUCCCAGGAGGAGAGUGAGCCUGCACAUAUUUCACCUCUGGAUGAAAAGAAAGUUUACAGGCAAACAGCCUUGUCUAUGUCCAAUUUACAUGAGGCAACAAUGCCUGUUCUGCUCGAACAUCUCAGAGAAACGAGAGCUGAUAAGAAGAGACUUCGCAAGGCUCUUCGAGAGUUUGAGGAGCAGUUCUACAAACAGACAGGAAGGAGUCCUCAGAAAGAAGAUCGGGUGCCAAUGGCUGAGGAAUACUCUGAAUACAAGCACACAAAAGCCAAAAUCAGGCUCCUGGAGGUUCUCAUCAGUAAGCAUGAUAUUUCCAAAACAAUUUGAAGUGAAUGCAAUGCUGUGAUAUUGUUCUCUAGGGGGGGAAAAAAAAAAUCCAAGCAAACAAACAAGUAAUGAAAAAGAGAAAGUAAUUUUACAGGUCUUGGUCUGCUGCACAAUUAUUUGACACACUGAGAUUUUUGAUGCACUUUACCAAUUUUAAUAGCUGUGAUGAGAAAGGACAGCAAUAUGCAAGAUAUUAAGCACGGGUGAGUGGACUAUAGUAUAUAUUUUUCCUUUUGAAAAGCCUUGAAGUGCACUGUGAGAAUGUUAAGAAAUUAAAAGGACACUGAAAUAAUGUAGAUUCUCAGUCUGACCUGCUCUGAAAGUGUGAGGGAGUGUUCUGCAGGUUUUUAGUACGUCUUAGUACAUUGCUAACGUGCCGCACAUUUGGUUCCAGAAUUAACACGUGUUAUAACUAAUUAGUAAUGUUAGCUAUUAAGGUGCUGAUUCACUAGAUUAAAAGAAAUGAAUUAAAGUGAGUGAAGGAAAAGCUCAGAGCAUACUCUAGCUGUGAAGACAGGGUUGCCAUUCAAAGAAAGGCGCACAGGAAGAAGCCAGGGCCGGGGGUAGAGCAGAGUGAUGCUGCUUGUGCAAGAAAAGGCCAGAACGUGACUGCCAAAUGGAGCUGUGGUGUUAUAGGAGUGAGGGAAAGUGCUUGGCAAAAUGAGCUACAGGUCACUGAGAACAGAUGGAACAAAUGUACUGGCUGCUGUCCUUUUCCCUAGUUCACAGGACCUAGCUCACAGAAUUUAAAAGUCAGUAAAUAGAUCAACUACAUGCUACUUUUGAUUUCUCUAUUAACCUUUGCACUUUGAUUUGCCUGACGCUCCAACAUUUGCUUCUCUAACUACCAAAGCUCGUUUAGACGCAUGCACUUUGUAAAAUGUUGAAGUACUUCUUGUGUUAUGAAUUGCCACAUAUAUAUAUAUAUAUAUAAACAGGACUAGAUUACUGCAUUAUGCUAAGAUAUUUUGGAUAGAUAAAGUACAUGGUAUAUAAGUGAGUGUCACAGUUAUCUGAUGAGGACUGCUAGACUUCUUGUUUACUGAAAAUAAGGUUAUAAAAAGUUAUUUUUCCAUUGGAAUUAUGCAUCUUUCUUAACUUUCAGAGCACCACACUUUGUAAUAUUAAGGACAAUUGCCACUGUUUGUGAUAGGCCAUUGGUGUGAAAAGUACACUAGUAAUAGAAGGAUUAUCAAUAGGUUUUGUACUAGAAAUUAAAAGCAGGGAUCCUGGGAAAUUCCUAGCCCAGACAGAAAGGAGGGAAGAAUUACUGAAAGGAGAAAAAAAGG